AUGGCAAGCAGCUCUGAAGCUCCAAAGCCGGAGGAGGAGACGCAAACCGACCAGGCGGAGGAGCCUAAAGGCGAGGACCCAAAGUCGGAUCCUCCACCCAAGGAUCGAACCUUCAGCCAGAGGGAGCUCUAUCAGGCAGGUCGGCGCAUCAACGAGGGCAGCAACAAGGUGAAGCAGGGCCUGGGUGCGACCUUGGCGUUGGGUGGCACGGGCAUUCUCGUGUGGCAUCACUGGGCAGCCCUUGCCACCUUCAACUGCCUCGGGGCUGGGCUUCUUGCCCUGGGGGCGGCCCUGGCCCGUGCAGGGGGCUCCGGUCGGGGCGAGAAGCCUGGCCAGGCGAAGUUCAAGCUGCGCCUCCUCAACAAUUCGGACCGCUGGAAGACUGAUGCCCAGGCUCUUGACACCUUGCUGGGCAUGGAUGCUUUCCAGCAGAAAGACCUGGCCAAGGCCGCUGCACAAGCUGAGAAGAAGGAACAGCAGCUGCUAAAGGAGGCGGUGAAGAAGCAGAGCGAGGAUGUGAAGGAAGCCUUGAAGGCGGGUGAGGAUGCAGCAGCCAUUCAGGCGCGUCUCCGACCUCGCACGUUUGUCUUCGAUUUCUCCUCUGGCAGCCUGGAUGCAGGAGUCCCCGGCAGCAAGAACAUGAAGAAGCGCUUGGAGGACUUCCAGGAUAUCGUCUCGUUUGUCUUGCACUGCGCGACCGAGCAUGAUGAGGCUGUGGUGCGCAUAACUUCGCCGGGUGGUGCCGUCAUCGACUAUGGCUUCGCCUCUGCGCAGCUCAUGCGGCUGCGUCAGCGCGGGCUGAAGCUCACUGCGUGUGUGGACAAGGUAGCUGCAUCAGGCGGGUACAUGAUGGCUUGCACGGCCGACACCAUCGUCGCCACACCUUUCUCGCUCGUGGGCUCUAUCGGUGUGCUGGCUGCCCUUCCCAACUUCAACAAAGUCUUGCGGAGGUACGAGGUGGAUUGGCUUCAAUUCACUGGUGGGCGCUACAAGCGAACCGUAGACCCUUUGUCAGAGCCGACAGAAGAGGGGAUCGAAAAGAUGAAGCAGGAGAUCAACACAAUCCACGAUGCCUUCAAAGGGAUGGUUCUACAGCAGCGGACGCAUCUGGAUAUGGACGAGGUCGCAACAGGAGAGGCCUUCCUUGGUGCCGAGGGGAAGGAGCGCGGCUUGGUCGAUCGACUUGCUACCAGUGAUGAGGUGCUGGAGGAGCGUAUGGAGGUGUCAGAUGUCAUCGAGGUGUCAUUCGCAGAGAAGAAGAGGGGGCUGCGCGAACUUCUGGAAGGAAAGAUGGAGGCAGCAGAAAGCCUUGUCACGGACUGCUGGGAGCGUGCGACCAGUUUGGGACGUCGGGGUGCGGUGGAGCUCAAAGACCCGCAGUUCUGA
Molecule: messenger RNA, 1386 nt
Organism: Symbiodinium sp. CCMP2456
Lineage: Eukaryota; Dinophyceae; Suessiales; Symbiodiniaceae
Source: the annotation of a GenBank genome assembly